GCAGUGUGUCGGUCUGUCCCGGACGCCAAUGCGUGGCAUUCGGCUCUAGUUCUAGUAUUGAGCUACGUUGGAUUGACAAAAAGACGAAGCAAGAAAAUAAAAAACGUCUUGCUAUGUCGCAGCCAUCGGAAAUCCUGCACUUCCUGCCUCAUCGAUCCGAGACGCCUACAGAGCUGCGGCUCAUCUCAUCCCUUGCUGGUCCGGGAUUACCAGGUUGUAUAUGCCACAAUAUACAGCCUAGUGAACUGCGUUCGGCUUGCUCUUUCCAUCUUCUGGCCGAUAUCCAAUCUUUCGCUCAAUGGAGUUCCGGAGAAACUAGCAAUCUCGGGUUAGUGAGGGCUACUCAUUGCCACCACUACCGAGCUGUUCCUAUCAACGAUGGCCUACAUUUCCUGUUCAUCGAACCGCGCACUAGUCUGCUUUGUAUAGGUUCCGAUGCUCCUUUCGGUGGUCCUACCAGUCUGACGAGGGCUCUUAUCUGUAUCCCACCGUUUGGAAAAAGCCCGUUGGAAGCUGCAAAACAAGGAUUAGCGCCUACUAUCUUCGCAGCCGGUUCGGACUUGGAUUGGGGUCUGCGAGUGGUAGCUACCUAUCGGGACCGGAUUGUCUUAUACUCCGUUCCACUGGAUGUCUUCAAUGUGGUUCGAAGGGAACGUGAAAGACAAGGAGAUAAUGUCAUGGGUGAUAGUGAUCUAGCACGAGACUGGUUUCUCGACAGCGAGAGGUCGCUAAAGGGUCGUGGAAGUCUCGCCCCGAACCAGAACGGUGACUGGGAAUUCCUCCUUAGUGUGAGCUACAGGUCAACAGCUAUGAUGUGGCCAUUCAAAAUCUAUGGAAAGGAAAUUGGGCGGAUGGACAACGUGGUCGAGUUGGCUCUGCAAACUGCCUAUGGUAGCGCUCGAGUUUGGGCGUUCGGUGCAUCGGGUGAAAUGAACAUCUUUGACGUAGACACCCUCACGUCUAGCGCCCAGCAAGCCGCCGAUAUCCCGUACAAGUCGUCGUGCAUUGGAGCCGAUGGCAGCGUCGCUUCAGUGGAGAUGGUCACGAGAAGUGAUACCAACUUGCCAUCUUCAUUAUCGUCGCGCAAACGAAAGCAUAUCGAGACAUUAGAAGAUUUCGGUGGACAAAAGCCUACCACUUACCGACUUCACGAUGCGAUGCGUGAGGGGGAUAAUACAUCUAGUUCCCAGAAUAUUCACCAGACUAUCACCACCAAUGCAGCCACCAAACGGCGGAUAUCUUUCGCUGCGCGCAUUAUCGACUUCAAUAUCCCAGAAUCAGGCGACACAUUGAUAGAGAGCAAAUAUGCUUAUUCUUAAAAUAACUAGCACAAAUGUGUCUGUUUCCUUUGGAAGGGAUGUAUAUAGUCAGCUCGAUACAAUUUUGUGAAGACUGGUUUAAUUUGCUUCUUGGAC
Aspergillus caelatus is the source of this 1415-nucleotide messenger RNA. RefSeq lists its product as uncharacterized. NCBI's taxonomy places the organism in Eukaryota, Fungi, Ascomycota, Eurotiomycetes, Eurotiales, Aspergillaceae. The transcript has a single exon. The coding region runs from base 114 to 1319 and encodes 401 amino acids. The record is from RefSeq and is a predicted model, not a curated record.